AUGGUCCUCAAGACCAUGAAGAACAAGGCAACGAAUUUGCAGAAACUAUUUUGUACCGAGAGUUUAGGGUUUGCGGGGGGUGCGAUCUACCGAUGGGCAUAUUCCAAUGUCAGUGCGCGUCAACGGCUCUGUUUGAGUGGAGUUGAGGAUAGCGCAUGCGCUACGGUAGAGGAGGUUUGCUACAUCGACCACCAAGGCUUUUUCGAUUUUACGCAAAACAAAAACAGAGUUCAAAUUCCUGUCAUGAAGCAGAGAAUCAUACCUGAAGCGUACUGGCCUCCAUAUUUCAGCCGUGGAAUGAAGUGUCCUGGUAGAUACUGGAGCAUCACUCGAAAAUUGCUAUUUCUGCAUGACCCAGGUACAGUCCGCAGGUGUGGCUGUGACCACCCCGCGAAUGUGGCAGUCACUAUCAGACCAAGCCGAUGA
Molecule: messenger RNA, 426 nt
Organism: Sphaeroforma arctica JP610
Lineage: Eukaryota; Ichthyosporea; Ichthyophonida
Exons: 1
Coding region: 1-426 (141 amino acids)
Source: RefSeq, a predicted model, not a curated record